AUGGCCGCCAUUGUCUCCGCCCAGGAAAUGGCCCCUGCUCAAUCGCCGUCGCUGGUCACUGGCGCUGGGUUCUCCGUCCCAGCUUCCGGCGCCUUCGUUGCCGUCUCCGUGGUUGUGUCUCUGAUGGGCUUGUUGAAGAUGUAG
Molecule: messenger RNA, 144 nt
Organism: Linum tenue
Lineage: Eukaryota; Viridiplantae; Streptophyta; Magnoliopsida; Malpighiales; Linaceae
Source: the annotation of a GenBank genome assembly